Messenger RNA from Monodelphis domestica (gray short-tailed opossum), 1703 nucleotides. RefSeq names its product sn-1-specific diacylglycerol lipase ABHD11-like. Gene Ontology annotation, molecular function: carboxylic ester hydrolase activity. Gene Ontology annotation, cellular component: mitochondrion. Gene Ontology annotation, biological process: lipid metabolic process. Lineage: Eukaryota; Metazoa; Chordata; Mammalia; Didelphimorphia; Didelphidae. The record is from RefSeq and is a predicted model, not a curated record.
GAAGGAAGGAAGGAAGGAAGGAAGGAAGGAAGGAAGGAAGGAAGGAAGGAAGGAAGGAAGGAAGGAAGGAAGGAAGGAAGGAAGGAAGGAAGGAAAGAAGGAAGGAAGGAAGGAAGGAAGGAAGGAAGGAAGGAAGGAAGGAAGGAAGGAAACCAAAGUGCUUUGAUUGAAUUAUAGUCAGUAGAUAGUCAGAAGAGGUAAAAUUAAAGAUGAUUAAUUAGCAAUAUCAAAAAGAAAACUAUGUCCCAACAUGACUUGAAUUAUACAAGUAGUGCUAAGUGACUGGAUUCUAUUCUAAUCAUUCUAUGAUUCUUGUUCAACAUUCCCUUUUCUGUGUGGAAAUAAACUUGCAGUUCCAUACCUGACACAUGUUCUACACUAGGUACCCUCCUGUAACCAUUGCUUGGUAUCCAAGUGCCAUCUCCCCACCAUUACCUGGGGUUUGGAAGGGACACUUCAUCAAAGAGAAUUUACCACUGAGCAGCAAUUGCUGCUGCCUUGGGUGUGAGACUUUAGACUUUAAGGGGAGAGACAACUUUUGUUCUCACUCUUUCAUGCUUCUUUUAUGUUUGCCUUGGAAUCAAUCUCUCUUGGACUUUCUAUGGGGAGCUUCCUCUCUUCAGCAGCUCUUGUCAACCUGAUCAAGUGGUCAACUAGACCAGUACCACUCUCCUACCGGCUGCUGGAUGGUCAGGACACCCUCCCACCUGUUGUUUUCCUGCAUGGGUUGUUAAGCAACAAAAACAUCUUCCAGUACGAGGCUGAAACCCUGGCACAGAAGACGGGCAGAAAGGUACUGACAGUGGAUGCUCGGAACCAUGGAGAGAGCCCUCACAACCCUGACUGCAGCUAUGAGGCCAUGAGCGCCGACCUGCAGGAUCUCCUGCCAAAGCUGGGACUCACCCCUUGCGUCGUCAUCGGGCACAGCAUGGGAGGCAAGACAGCCAUGGUGCUGGCACUCCAGAAGCCAGAGCUGGUGGAACGCCUGGUCACGGUGGAUAUCAGCCCCUGGGACAGCCCAGACAUCUUUCAAAUCAUUUCAGCUAUGAAGCGGAUGAACAUCCCUGGAAAUCUUUCCCGCUCCGAAGCCUUUCAAGUAGCUGAGGAGCAACUGAAGCCAUUCAUCAGGAGUUCAACUGUUCGGCGGUACAUGUUCAACAGUCUGCUGCACGUCAACGGGCAGUAUUUAUGGACAGCCAAUGGUGAAGUCCUGUAUCAGCAAAAGCACAAGCUUCUGGGCUUUCCUCAGAUCCAAGGAGUCUAUCCGGGUCCCUCCCUCUUCCUCAGAUCUACCAAUUCCAAAUUUGUCCAACCAAGUCACUACCCCAAGAUCAAGCUCUUAUUCCCUGGAGCCCAGAUCCAGUCCAUUGACAAUGCUGGCCACAUCAUUCAUAUCAAAAAGCCUCAGGAGUUCAUGAAGAGUAUUCUAAGUUUCCUGUCCUAGGAGAUGUUCCCUCUCCUUCCUCCACCCUCCCACCUUCACUGUUUUCCAACUUUCAAACACUCAAAGAGCCCUGGGUACUUCUUGGAAUCUUUCUUUAAAAAAUAAUAUUUAUAUAAUUCAAAACUGGACAAACACCAAUCAAUAAGAACAUUUCUAUACACAAAGAAUAAGAGAAAAGAGUUGGAGAAAUUGUGAAUCUCUGUUAUGGACAGCUUUGAUUUGUAAAAGUCAUAUAAUAAAUUCAACAUGUUAAUUUCAA